AUGUCCUCGAAAGAAAAAAACUCAGUCACGGACUCAGUCGCCAAUUAUUCUUGUUCUAAGGUUGAGUUCAGCAAAGGUUCUACUAUCUCCUCAAAUACAGCCAUUCAAGGGUCUACCCUCUAUUUUAACAAGUCGGAUUACGGCAUUGUGAAAGAUCUACGACAUUGUCAUGGAUUACCGGUGAUUUCUAUCAAGUUUAACAAAGCGAAUGUCAUCCCGAAUGCAAAAAUACAAACCCACCAUGAGAAGACCAGUGACUUAGAGGAUUGUGAACACACAAAUUACUGUGAUACCAACGAUGAAAAGCGGCCUAUACAUCACAAUCAAUGCCGUCCCGAGAACUAUGAAUGUCGGAAAGCCCGUGAAACGCGACAGGUCAACUCAAAUCUUAUUAAAUCUGGUAGUCGUGGGAUUAACGACGACCGACGGGGUUGCGUUGAAGCAUUUGGAAAACAUGAGGAUCAAGGGAUUGAUCGGGAAUUUAGGGGCUCUGUGGAUCAAAAAACCGACAGGAACUCCGGUGACCACAAGGGUAUGAAGGGCCAGAUGCCUACAUAUACAAAUCACGGCUUUAAUGAGGAUGAGUUAGAUUAUGGAUACGAUGAGGAAUGUCUGAAGAGUGGCCAUUAUGUCGAGGACCCAUUUGUUGAUUGUGAACAUGGCCCUGGUGAGGACUGUUGGAACUGUGAACACCAGGGUCCUGAAUAUUUUGAGUGUUAUGGUGAUUACGGAGGUGAAGAUGAUGAAAACCCGUUCGUCGAUUGUGAACAUGGCCCCGGUGAGGAAUGUUGGAAUUGUGAAAACCAGGAUCUUGAAUAUUUUGAGUGUUAUGGAGGUAAUAGUGGGGGGAGUAAGUGA
Molecule: messenger RNA, 858 nt
Organism: Morchella importuna
Lineage: Eukaryota; Fungi; Ascomycota; Pezizomycetes; Pezizales; Morchellaceae
Exons: 2
Coding region: 1-858 (285 amino acids)
Source: RefSeq, a predicted model, not a curated record